Molecule: messenger RNA, 432 nt
Organism: Microthlaspi erraticum
Lineage: Eukaryota; Viridiplantae; Streptophyta; Magnoliopsida; Brassicales; Brassicaceae
Source: the annotation of a GenBank genome assembly
AUGAAGCCUCUGAUUCGCCGCCUCUCACAAAUCGCCGACUCGUCCUCCGAAUCUUACAGCUGCAACCAAAUCCGCUGCCGCGAUGUUCAUCAACCGACGUCGUCGUCAGUUUUCGUGGUGAAGCGAGCAACCGACGCAUCGACCGUCCCUUCCGGUCACGUCCCCGUCAACGUCGGAGAAGAGAUGGAGCGGUUCGUGGUGAGUGCGGAGCUGCUAAACCACCCGGUUUUCGUUGGAUUGCUCAAUCGAUCUGCUCAGGAAUACGGUUACGCUCAGAAAGGAGUCCUUCACAUCCCCUGUAACGUCUUCGUGUUCGAGAAAGUGGUCGAGAUUCUCCGAUCUGGUGACGCCGAGUCUCGUGACUUACCGGAGCUCGUCGCAUCUUUAUCCGGCGACGAUUUGUCUCUUUGGUUGCCUGGAACUACAGAGUAG